This is a messenger RNA of Oldenlandia corymbosa var. corymbosa, 1510 nucleotides long. The record is from the annotation of a GenBank genome assembly. Lineage: Eukaryota; Viridiplantae; Streptophyta; Magnoliopsida; Gentianales; Rubiaceae.
AAAAAAAUCCAAUUUCACAAAAGAGUAAAUUAGGAGUGGGAAUGGAGUCCUCAUUUGCUACAUUUUCACAAUCCAACAAUAAUUCUUCUUCUUCCCCUCCUCCUUUAGCUCUUUCAGACAUGGAGUACUAUGCCUUCCAUCACAUUGACCGUACGUUGUUUAGGCGUUUGAUUGGUAGCCAAGGCCAUCGUGACCCAAAAGAAGCCAUACAAAUUAUGGGUUUUUGGAUCUGGCUAGAGCGAGAAGUCGUGGACAACUUGACUCUUAUCAAAAAGAUGUUGGAACUCCAAAUGACAUUGGUCAACAAUUUGUGCAACGAGACAGUUAUGUGUUUGAGAUGUGUUGCAAGUGAGAAAUACCCGUUCUCUGACAACGUUCAACUGGCUUUGAUGCCGAUUUUCGUUCAAAGAGAUGUGAGUUUCAAGUACUUUUACGAGAAUCGUGUUUGGGUCGUUAAAGGAGUUGCCAAGAUGGUAAAAGAAGUCUGUGCCAGGGCCUUCCGGGAUAUCCUCGAGGAGUACAAUCGUGGCAAAGAAGUUGUUUAUGAUGGAAUACAAAAUGUGACUCCAUUCAUGAUGCCUACUGUCACAACCACUGGCAAAGAUACUAAUGAAGGAGUUCAGAAUCAAGCGUUCAUAACACCACCAUUGAUGACUCCCUCUUUGGAGGGUACUGAUGACAAUGGUGAUCUUUCCUUUUUCAGCAACAUCGAAUUUGGGACUUUCUCGAAUUCCAAUUCCUUGAUUGGACAACCAGCUGUGGGAGUUCAAAAAAACCCUUAUCAAGGUGGUUAUGGGUAUUGGUAUCCUUAUUAUGUUGCCCAGCCCACGACGAUGCAAACUCAAUCCCCAGAAUUAAGUGGCAUUGGUGCAUCAGCAUUCAUGAUCAAUACUACUGCUGCAGCUCCACAUGGAUUUUUUGGUACUCAUGAAAAUAUGUUCAAGCCUAGUUACGCUGCCAUAGAGCCAUCCGAGAUCAAGCAAGAUGUUUCGGACGGUAUUAACGACUUUAAUAACAUCUUCAAUAGCAGCCUGACCCUCAUCGAGCAUGACGAUGAUUCCCCUGAUGAAAGGACAAUCUUUUUGACCUUCUCCAGAGGUUACCCCAUUUCAGCUGCUGAAGUUAAGGAAUUCUUCACUAAAAAAUUUGGGAACUUCAUUGAAGGCAUUCAUAUGCAAGAAGUGCCUGAGGAUGAGCAAGUGUUGUUUGCAAGGGUUAUUGCAUGCUCGCCGGCGUUUGUCAAUGCGGUUUGUGAAGGUGGAAGGGCUAAGUAUAGCAUCAACGGAAAACAUGUUUGGGCAAGAAAGUAUGUGAGGAACAAGAAGUCUCCUCCUCCACCACCAGAAGUUGCCGGUCCAUCGACAUGUCCCGUUGUUUUUGGUGCACUCUAGUUCUGAUCCCCAUUGAAGAGUUUGCUCGUUCAGAUCGUUCCAGUCAUGUUGUCCAUUUGUUGUUGAAUUGAUUCACCUAGUCUUGACAUGACUCUUCUUGUGCUGUUUUGUUGUUGGUG